AUGACUCUGGAAUAUACUCAAGUCGAACUCCUGACGCUAAACGGACCAGAAUACCGCCGGGUGUCCACUGCUCCUCCGCGCCCACCAACCGAUGAUGAGAUUCCAAUCAUAGAUCUCGCCUUUAUCGACCGGGAUCUAGAAGCGAGAAAGAUCAUCGCCUCGAAAGUCAGAGCAGCGGCCGAGAACACGGGCUUCUUCUAUAUCAAAAACCACGGGAUACCAGAAGACCUCAUUCAGAGAGCUCUAUCCCAGGCAAAAGCGUUCUUUGACCAACCAAUCGAAAAGAAACAAUUAGCCUCGAGCAACACACAAAAGAACCCAGAUGGAUGGCAGGGACUGGGAAGCAGUCAAAUCAACAAAACCGAAACAAGGGAUCGAAAAGAGACAUUCUCUCUGCGCUACAACCUCAGUAACGAUCCAACUGUCUCCGAUCCGGACACACUAACCACCGGUGAUGGCUUUUCAUGGGACACAACAAGCCAUCUCCCUGGGUUCCAGGAAACAACAAUUGAAUUUUUCCAAAGCCGUCUCACGCUCGCGCGCAAGAUUAUCCGUAUCUUCGCUCUUGCUCUAGGCAUGCCGGAAGAUUACUUUGACGAGGUCAUCACAAACCCCGGUGCAGAUGGGCUGUACACACACUACCCCGCUGCACCAGUCGAGACACUCGGAAACAACGAGGAUGUCGAUGUCGGCAUCGGAUCACAUACCGAUAUCCAGUGCGUCACUAUUUUGUGGCAGGAUAUGUCCGGCGGCUUGCAGGUUCUGUCUGGCAGUGAUGAGUGGCUCGAUGCUCGGCCUAUCCCUGGCACGAUGGUGGUUAAUAUUGGCGAUUUACUGCAACGUCUGUCGAAUAAUAGGUUCAAGUCCACGGUGCAUAGAGUUUAUAAUCGUCAACCUACCUCGCGGUACUCGAUGCCUUUCUUCCUGGGUUUCAAUCCGGAUUCGGUUUGUGAGGUUGUGCCUUCGUGUAUUGAUGAGAGCCAUCCGGCGCUUUAUGGGCCUGUAUCUAGCGGAAAGUGGCACCGGAACCGACUUGAACUCGCUCACGGAAAGCCAAUUUCUGAUUGA
Molecule: messenger RNA, 1068 nt
Organism: Penicillium coprophilum
Lineage: Eukaryota; Fungi; Ascomycota; Eurotiomycetes; Eurotiales; Aspergillaceae
Product: isopenicillin N synthase family dioxygenase
Exons: 3
Coding region: 1-1068 (355 amino acids)
Molecular function (GO): dioxygenase activity
Source: RefSeq, a predicted model, not a curated record